Molecule: messenger RNA, 464 nt
Organism: Laetiporus sulphureus 93-53
Lineage: Eukaryota; Fungi; Basidiomycota; Agaricomycetes; Polyporales; Laetiporaceae
Exons: 3
Coding region: 109-351 (80 amino acids)
Source: RefSeq, a predicted model, not a curated record
UCUGUCUCUCCAAGCUCCAAGUCUAACGCGCCUUGAUUUCGUGGCAUGGAAGAGAAAUCAGACGUCUCCUACAACUUUUCAUAACGGCACACACGUCGUCCGUGCUGUAUGCUUGCGACAGAUAUUCUCAAGUCUGUGUCGCUAGUCCUCACGUGGCUCGCUCUCUACGUCGGCUUCACUCCACCCUGUCCUCCCGUAUCAAAGGGAGACAUGGUAUACAGAGGCCAACUAUUCGAACUCAUUGUCAUGGUGCUGAUAACUCCCGCCAGGCUACCCGAGACAAUUCAGGAUGCCAGGAACGUGUCUUACUGGUAUUCAGCGCUCUUGAUGCCGGAGUAUCAUACGUCGUGAUCAAGACUGUGUGAUUGCGCUAUACUACUCCUGCUCUUCAAAUUCAGAUUGUUUCUGGAACGUUUGCCGACUGCGAACAAUUUUUCUGAUCAUGAUUCCGUCUGAUAUUUCCC